GAGUUGUUUUCCAGCUCCCACGGGCUGGUAGCGAGGUGGCCACGCAGGGCACACACCCCUCCCUGGCCAGCAUGCAGCACCUCACCUCUGCCACCUGGGCUGCCCUGCUCCUCAGCCUGGCCUGCGCCUCUGUCCACCGGGCUUGCUGGGCAGAAGCAAGCAGCAGCAACAGCUCAACCUUGACUGGCCACCACCCAGACGCUGGGACACCAGAGGAAUGCCCCAACGUCGACUUCUGCCCGCGCGCAGCCCGGUGUUGCCACGCUGGAGUGGAUGAGCACGGCUGGAUCGCGGCGGCUGUGGGUUGGAGUCUCUGGUUUCUCACCCUCAUCCUGCUCUGUGUGGACAAACUCAUGAAGCUAACUCCAGACGAGCCCAAGGACUUGGCCGUGUGAGACUGAGACUCCCGGCCCAGGAACGGGUUCGCCACCAAUGCCUGGAUAGCGGGUAGGGGACUAGUGCUAAGGUGGCUUCUCUGAUCUCAAAGUCAUUUUCGCCUUGAAACUGCAGUUACUUUUAAAAGGGAAGGAAGAAGGAAAGAGAGAUCCAAAUAAGGCCAGUUCCGCCUCCACACCUAACUCUGAAGGCGGCAAGGUCUUCUCUGAUAAACUCCUCUCUCAAGACAGGCGCCGGGUCAGCUGCUGACUUCUCACCACACUGUUCUUCCGGAAGCCAAGGCAGGCGUCCAGGAAACAUAAGAUUUUGUCUUUAGCUAGGGCAUUCAAAAUCGAGCUCAAAACCUCCUCACUAAAAACAGGUUGUUGGCUCCCUUGUUGUACCUAAAUCCAGGGCUUAACUGUCAUUUUAAAAUGUGGGAUCCUCCUUGACACAUCCCCUCUCCCCCAAGUCCGGCCGCUACUCCUGUCCCUGCCUUUUCCCCUAGGCUGGGUGGGGAGUCUUCACUCUGUCCUCAUGCCUUUGGAUCCCCCACAGCUCGCCACUCCCAGAGGGCAGCUACGGAGUAGCUGUCACCUCCCUGCUGUCCCUGUCUUUGGCUCCUCAGGAUUCCAACUUCUCAGCCUGGCCCGCAGCUCUUUUUAGAAGUCCCUCUGUCAGUCCCUCAAGAGCCCUCUCCCAGCACAUCGGACAGUGAGGGCUCGGACUGCCCACUCCCUUUCUAGUAUCUUCAGCUUCUCUGCUGCUACUUUCUCUGCUGGGACAGCUGCCCUCCUACUCCACCCCAGGAAUGAAGGCCCUUCCUGCAGGAUCGGUCUGGAGCCUUCCCUGUGUGUCUUGGGGACCUGGAGCUGGUGCUUUAGGGCACCUCUGCUGUGCCCUGAGGUGCAGCCACCAGGAAUAGGCCUCUUCCCAAUCAUGUCUGUCCUCCUACCCCGGGGGCAAAGUAAGCCAUUGGCAUGUGUUCGGUAAGUGAACGGGUGAGUGAAGAAUGAAUGAGAGGGUCCCUGCCCUGGAUGACUGAUGAUGACUGUCACCCUGCAUUAGGAACCUCCAUGUUUCUCCACAUGGUUGACAUAACCAACUUCUGAAGAAGCCAGUGGUUUAGUUCCUACUCUCUCAGCAAAUUAUAUCCAUUACCCCUCAGCACAGAGAGGUGAACUGAUCCAGUGGAGGAGGGGACGGUGGGUUUAUCAGACUCUUUAUGAAACAGUUUCUGCCCUCUGUAAGAAAACAUUUAUUGGAUAAACUCUAAAUAAUCACAAUACAAAAAAGAAAAAUGAGAGAUCUCCCAUAUUGGAAAGACACAUUUUCUCAAAGAGGCAAAUGAUUCAAGGCUAUUCAAAUCCCCUUUCAGAAAAAUCCAAGUAAAUUUCUCUGACAAGAGGAACAAAAGGGAUCACCCGAGUCCUCUCAUAGUCUCCCAAGAUAACUUCCAAAUCUCAGAUGUUUAAUCAGUCCAAUGCGAUGGAUUUCUGGUUCCUAAGUGUUAAAUGAUCAUGUGUACAGAAGUGUUAUAAUCAUGCCUGACACAUUUUGUGACAUCAGUAUGAGUUCCAUUUGUAAAUUUAAGGAAAGAGUUCCCAAAAUGAUGAUUUCUUUCCCAAGAGAUGUAAAGGUUCAUUAAGAAACAUACUUUGAUUUAAUGUCUGCAAACAUUUUCAAAAUAUAACAGCACAUGACACAGUGUUAAGGGUACUAGCUAAGAAGAGGGAAAUUAAGAUUUAUUUCUGGCCAGUGUGAACAGAAAUAAGUCCCUUUAUGCCACUGACACCCAUGUGCUAAGGAGGAAAUGUAACAAGGGGACCAAAUCAGGGGUUUUGAGCUCAGUUGUAAAGCUUGUGGAGCAAUUUGAGUACUGUCGCGGAAGGGUCGGGCCUGAGGUCUGUCAUCCUUUCAACCUGAGCAGGGUGGCUCUUGUUUCCUGUAUCAGACCUCCUGGUAAGAUUUCAUCUGCUGCUCUAAUAAGCGAACAGUCAGUUGCACCUAGUGUCUGAGAUCCCCCCAGUCUGGAGAGACCUGGAGAUUUUUGAAGUGAGUGUGCGUUGCCUCUGCCGUGUCACAUUCAAACGCAGGCAUUUUGUGCACUGCUUUUUCUUUCAUUGGCACAAGCGGAAAGAUAAACUAGAUUUAAAUAGCUGCUCUUUUCUUUGAAACCCCAAGAAAGAAAGACAGAGAAUUUGGGGGUUCUACUUCCCAGAUGCUCCUUCUCAGCAGGGAAUCUCGUAGUAAUAGCAAAGCAAGGACCUGUCAAUAAAGCAAAGAAAAUCCAGCCUGGGCAAUGUUGCUAAGUGGUUAGAGCACUGGCCUU
This is a messenger RNA of Nycticebus coucang (slow loris), 2707 nucleotides long. RefSeq names its product transmembrane protein 213 (gene TMEM213). The coding region runs from base 72 to 395 and encodes 107 amino acids. The transcript is spliced from 3 exons. NCBI's taxonomy places the organism in Eukaryota, Metazoa, Chordata, Mammalia, Primates, Lorisidae. The record is from RefSeq and is a predicted model, not a curated record.